Messenger RNA from Dromaius novaehollandiae (emu), 4760 nucleotides. It is a transcript of the gene RHBDF1, whose product is annotated as rhomboid 5 homolog 1. Lineage: Eukaryota; Metazoa; Chordata; Aves; Casuariiformes; Dromaiidae. Gene Ontology annotation, biological process: regulation of epidermal growth factor receptor signaling pathway; regulation of protein secretion. Gene Ontology annotation, cellular component: endoplasmic reticulum membrane. Bases 1811 to 4420 code for a protein of 869 amino acids. The record is from RefSeq and is a predicted model, not a curated record. The transcript is spliced from 18 exons. Gene Ontology annotation, molecular function: serine-type endopeptidase activity.
GUGCUGUGGCAACCUUGCUUUGGCAUGGAGUUUCUGAAGGCAGCUUUCCCAGAGCAUCUGUGCCAUACAGAUAUUUUCUUUUUUUUUAUUGAAAUGGCCUUUGUUCAUGCUUUUUGUCUGUUGCUGUGGUUGUACAUGCAGCUGAUCAGUUAGAAGAUGCGAGGUUUGCAGAUGCUGUGUGUUCAACCUCUGUGCUGGAAGUAGGGUUGGUACCUCCUGGUUCCUCAGCUUUGCAACGCCGAGAGAACAGCCUGGUGGAUGGGCAACGCAGAUGGUAGCACCAGUGAUGAGACCGUGCCGUUGCUGGGAGGAGGGUUUCAGGGAGCAAUUGAGCCCUUCCACCUCUUCCCAGGCUCUUCACGCAGCCCCCUGGGUUCUCUCCUUACCCCCCAUAUCUGGUGGCUCUUACACGUUUUUAGCAAUAGUGGAGAUUUUUCUCUUACACUGCUUGUUGGAGUCAGUAUCCUGCAAGCUUAGAAGGAUUGAGUUUCUACCUCCAAUGACUGUUGAGAAGAACUUGAAAACAUGAACAUUUUCAGCUACUCAGGUUCACUGAAUGUGUUUAGCAUUACUCUAAAAACCCGCAGCCGCUGUUGGGAUCGUUAGAGCAUUUCCUAGGCUUUGGGAGAGCUGCAAAUCACAAGCACAGACAAGAGGUCUGGAACAGCUCUGGUCCAAGGAAUAAGCAGCUGGAUGGCGAUCACACUGUGUUUGUGGGAAGAAGAGGUGGUCGAAAGAACAUGGAAGAGAUCCGUAGAAGCAGGAGUGACACGGAGAAGGGGGACAGGGAAAGCUGUUCGCUCCUUUACCCUAAGAGCUGUGGGGCAUCAAGAAGUUGGUAGGUGGCAGGUUUAAAAGCAAACCAAAGGAGACAGCUCUCCACACAACACGCGUGUCAGCAGUGGAGCACUCUGCCACAGGCAGUUACGGAUGCUAAAAGCUGGCAUGAAUUCAAGAGGGGUUUGGAUAAAUUCUGGAAGAAAAAGACCCACAAGAGCCAUUAAAUGCAAAGGCAUCAUCUCUGGUAGGAGAACGCCCCUGAGUUAUUCGUAGCCCUUGCCUUGCCUGUAUGCUGUGAGAUAUGACUGUCGAGUGAUCCUGUAUGUUAUACUCUUUGCCAGGCAUCCUCUGUUGGAAAUGAGAUCCUGGAUUUAGAUGGACCUUUGGCCUGAGCUCACGUGGCUGUUCUGUGUACGUUCCUAUCUUGCUGCUGUCAGAGUGACUUCUUGAAAAUGCUGGUCAGGACAGUGCUGAGAAAUUGGGAUUGUGUGAGGAUCCAAAUCAAGUAUCAAUGCAGUCACCUUUGAAACAAAGCAAGCUGGCCUGAACACGGAGCAUGGGCUCUGCAUCCUGAAACACUACCUCCUAAAAAUAAUCAAGGGGUUAGAGUGAAACUCAGAGUGAAACUCAGAGUGUGCUUUUAGCACCAUGCUGAGACAGAAUUUGGUGACUAUAGCACUUGAAUGAAGAUCAGGUGUGAAAAGGAACAUUUUGCUUUGCAAGGACAACAUUCAGCCAUCCAGCAGUACUACAUAUACAGCUGGAUCUGCAUUCACCCUCGCCUUUAACCUCCUGUGGACCUGCUUGCUGCAUCUGUACCCGGGUCCCGUCCCUGCCCUGUGACCCCACGUGCUGGAGGCUGUGGCUGACACGUGCUGUGGCUGCCUCUUUGCAGUGUGCAGGGGGUCCAGCCCUGCUGGGGCAAGGACUGCAAAUCUCAUCCCAUGUGUUCGCAAGGUUUAUACUUGGCCACUCCAAAUGCACACAUAUAGUUGGGAAUGUGGAGCAGCUCUGCCUAUACUGCACUUUUAUGGGGAAAUGGCUAUUUUGGCCCGAGGACAGACACGGGACGAUGUCGGAGGUGCGGCAUGACAGCACGAGCAGUUUACAGCGAAAGAAGCCGCCAUGGUUAAAACUGGACAUCCCGGUGCCGGUGCCCGUGCCGGCACCCGAAGAGCCCCCACCGGUGCAGCCAAGCAGACGUCAGGCCUUUCUGCGAAGCGUGAGCAUGCCUGCUGAGAACACCCGCGUGCCCUCCCUGCCUAACGAAGUGAGAAGACCGGUGCUACAACGACAGACCUCAAUCACCCAGACCAUCAGGAGAGGUACAGCAGACUGGUUUGGUGUGAGCAAAGAUAGCGACGCUACUCAGAAAUGGCAGAGAAAGAGCCUCCGCCACUGCAGCCUGCGGUAUGGGAAGCUGAAACCUCAGGUCAUCCGGGAAAUGGACUUGCCCAGCCAGGACAAUAUUUCUCUAACAAGCACAGAGACUCCACCUCCGCUCUAUGUUGGGCCUUGCCAGCUGGGCAUGCAAAAGAUCAUAGACCCCUUGGCCCGUGGCCGAGCUUUCCGCAUGGCCGAUGACAACGAUGGCUGCAGCAUCCCACACACACCGAUCACGCCAGGCGCCACAUCGCUCUGCUCCUUCACCAGUUCGCGCUCGGGAUUCAAUCGCCUCCCACGACGGCGGAAACGGGAGUCUGUUGCCAAAAUGAGUUUCCGAGCAGCUGCAGCUUUGGUGAAGGGUCGCUCCGUGAAGGACAGCACCCUGAGGAGGGCUCAGCGGCGCAGCUUUACCCCGGCAAGCUUCCUGGAGGAGGACACGGUGGAUUUUCCAGAUGAACUUGACACUUCUUUCUUUGCUCGGGAAGGAGUCCUCCAUGAGGAGCUCUCUACUUACCCCGAUGAAGUGUUCGAGUCACCAUCGGAAGCUGCAAUCAAAGAUGCUGAGGUGAAACCUCCGGAUCAGACAGAUCUCACAGGAGGUGCCUUGGACAAAAAUGAGCUUGAGAGAAGCCACUUGCUACUCCCCCUGGAGCGAGGCUGGAGGAAGCAAAAGGACGGGGCCCUGGCACAGCCCAAAGUCCGCUUGCGGCAGGAGGUGGUGAGCGUGAGCCCACAGAAACGUGGCCAGCGCAUCGCCGUCCCUGUCAGGAAGCUCUUCGCCAAGGAGAAGAGACCGUACGGGCUGGGAAUGGUGGGGAAGCUGACAAAUCGCACCUACCGCAAGCGCAUAGACAGCUAUGUCAAGCAGCAGAUCGAGGACAUGGACGAUCACAGGCCUUUCUUCACAUACUGGGUCACCUUCGUGCAUUCGCUCAUCACCAUCCUUGCUGUGUGCAUUUACGGCAUCGCCCCCGUGGGGUUCUCGCAACAUGAGACUGUCGAUUCGGUCUUACGGAACCGCGGGGUUUAUGAAAACGUCAAAUAUGUCCAGCAAGAAAACUUCUGGAUUGGCCCCAGCUCGGAGGCCCUGAUCCACCUGGGGGCCAAGUUCUCGCCGUGCAUGAGGCAGGACCAGCAAGUGCACAGCUUCAUCAGCGCCAAGCGGGAGAAGGAGAAGCACUCGGCUUGCUGCGUGCGCAACGACAAGUCGGGCUGCGUGCAGACCUCGGAGGAGGAGUGUUCGUCCACCCUGGCCGUGUGGGUGAAGUGGCCCCACCACCCCAGCACGCCGAUGCUGGCGGGGAGCAAGAGGCAGUUCGGGUCCGUUUGUCACCAGGACCCCAGGGUGUGUGAGCAGCCGGCCUCCACAGAGCCUCACGAGUGGCCGGACGACAUCACCAAAUGGCCGAUCUGCACAAAAAACAGCGCUGGGAAUUACACCAACCACCUUCACAUGGACUGCGUGAUCACAGGCCGGCCCUGCUGCAUUGGGACCAAAGGAAGGUGCGAAAUAACUUCCCGGGAGUACUGUGAAUUCAUGCGGGGCUAUUUCCACGAGGAGGCAACACUCUGCUCUCAGGUGCACUGCAUGGAUGAUGUCUGUGGACUCCUGCCUUUCCUAAAUCCAGAAGUCCCUGACCAGUUCUACCGUCUCUGGCUCUCACUUUUCCUCCAUGCUGGGAUCCUGCACUGUCUGGUUUCAGUCUGUUUCCAAAUGACGAUCCUGCGGGACCUGGAGAAGCUGGCAGGAUGGCAUCGCAUUUCUAUCAUCUACCUGCUCAGUGGCAUUACCGGGAACCUUGCCAGCGCAAUAUUCCUGCCCUACAGAGCGGAGGUUGGCCCUGCAGGAUCCCAGUUUGGGAUUCUGGCCUGUCUCUUUGUGGAGCUCUUCCAGAGUUGGCAAAUCCUGGCACGCCCGUGGAGGGCCUUCUUCAAGCUGCUGGCUGUGGUGCUUUUUCUUUUUGCCUUUGGCCUCCUGCCUUGGAUUGAUAAUUUUGCUCACAUUUCAGGAUUUAUCAGUGGCUUCUUCCUCUCCUUUGCCUUCCUGCCCUACAUUAGCUUUGGGAAGUUUGACUUAUAUAGGAAGCGAUGCCAAAUUAUAGUUUUCCAGCUCAUCUUCAUUGCACUCUUCUCAGGACUUGUGAUUCUGUUUUAUUUCUACCCCAUCAAGUGUGAGUGGUGCGAGUUCCUUACGUGUAUACCAUUCACAGACAAAUUCUGCGAGAAAUACGACCUGGAUGCACAGCUCCACUGAAAGGCAAAGACUGGCUUCUCGAGCAGGCACUGGAGAUGGACUGUCUUUGCAUUUGCUGUGCCAGUUCCAUAUGGACAGAGCCUCUAAUCCAAAUGACCCUUCUAACCCUGCCCGUGGUUAAUUUAAACUGUCUCCUUAGCACUUGGCAGGCAUGUUUUGCCUUAUCUCAGAAGACUCUGAAAACAGAAUGUGUGCCUUGUUCAAUUGUAUUGAACCUUUUCUGCUGCCAUUAUUUUUAUUACACUAGUUUCAAUACUACAUUUUUAACCAGAGUUGUUUACUACUGCUAAGCUGGUGAUUAAAUGGAAAGGUAGCGUUUUAGCUACUGUUAAUUAUUCUG